This is a messenger RNA of Paramisgurnus dabryanus, 2823 nucleotides long. NCBI's taxonomy places the organism in Eukaryota, Metazoa, Chordata, Actinopteri, Cypriniformes, Cobitidae. The record is from RefSeq and is a predicted model, not a curated record.
AUGAUAUUUUUCCUGUGUCUGGUUCUCUUGCAGGAUUUUAAAAAUGGACCUCAAGUCGAAGCUACUGUAAGGUUGGUGAAUGGUUUCAACUCUUGUUCUGGACGAGUGGAGGUUCUUUAUGGUGGUGUAUGGGGAACAGUGUGUGAUGAUGGCUGGGAUCUAUCAGAAGCUGCAGUGGUGUGUAGAGCUCUGGGAUGUGGAGAUGCUAUAGAGGCAAAGAGUGUUGCAUAUUUUGGACAAGGUUCAGGAUCUAUAUGGAUGGAUGAUGUAAGUUGUGUUGGCACUGAGUCUUCACUGAUAAACUGUGGAUUUGCGGGGUGGGGAGUAAACAAUUGUGGGCAUGGUGAAGAUGCUGGAGUCGUUUGUCAAGUUAGGUUGGUGAAUGGCAGUAACUCUUGUUCUGGACGAGUGGAGGUUCUUCAUAAUGGUCAAUGGGGAACAGUGUGUGAUAACGGCUGGGAUCUAUCAGACGCUGCAGUGGUGUGUAGAGAAGUUGGCUGUGCAGAUGCCCGAGAGGUGAAGAUUGGUGCUUAUUUUGGAGCAGGUUCUGGACAAAUAUGGAUGAAUGCUUCACAAUGUACUGGGAGUGAGACUUCAUUGGUGAGCUGUUCAUCCACAAAAUGGGGAAUACAGAACGGUAUCCACUCAAAAGACGCUGGAGUCAUCUGUAAUCAUGUUAGACUGGUAAAUGGAUCUAAUAAGUGUGUAGGUAGAGUGGAGGUUUUACAUAAUGAUCAAUGGGGAACCAUCUGUGAUGCUGGCUGGGAUUUAGCAGAUGCUGCAGUGGUGUGUAGUAGCAUUGGUUGUGGGGUUCCAAAGAAUGAUGAUUUCUAUGGGCAGGGUACAGGACCCGUGUGGCUGGAUGAUUUGCGAUGCUCUGGGAAUGAGUCAACAGUGACAAAAUGUCAAUCUAAGGAAAUUGGAACAAGCACCUGUAGCCAUGGACAAGAUGUUGGAGUCUUCUGUCGAUAUAUAAAGCUGGUAGAUGGAACGAGUUCAUGUGAUGGCAGAGUUGAGGUUUUUUAUAAUGAAAUCUUUGGUGCAGUGUGUCACACUGGCUGGGGUCUAGAAGAAGCUACAGUUCUGUGUAGACAGCUGGGUUGUGGUGAUGUUGCAGAGCCAACCUCAUAUGUGGGUCCAUUUGUUGGGCCAAAAUGGCUUGAUAAUCUUGGGUGUACAGGAAAUGAGUCGACACUGCAGACCUGUCCAUUUACGGGAUGGGGUGUCAGCAGUUGUGGGGAUGGACUUUAUGCAGGAGUUGUUUGCAAAAGUUUCAGACUGGUAAAUGGAUCGAAUCAGUGUUCUGGAAGAGUGGAAGUUUUAUAUAACUAUCAAUGGGGAACCAUCUGUGAUGCUGGCUGGGAUUUAACAGAUGCUGCAGUGGUGUGUAAGAGCAUGGGUUGUGGGACUCCUAUAGCAGCAAAGACCGGAGCUUUCUUUGGGCAGGGCUCAGGACCCGUGUGGCUUGAUGGUGUCAGUUGUUCUGGGAAUGAGCCAACAGUGAAAAAUUGUUCAUCAAAGGCAUUAGGAACAAGCACCUGCAGCCAUGGACAAGAUGCUGGAGUCAUCUGUAACCCUCCUGUCAGGUUGGUGAACGGUGAUAACUCAUGUUCUGGACGAGUGGAGGUUCUUCAUAAUGGGACAUGGGGAACAGUGUGUAUAGAUUCCUGGGACUCUACUGAUUCUGCAGUGGUGUGUGAAGAGGCCGGAUGUCCGACUGGUGCUGAAGCAAAGAUAUAUUCAUACUUUGGACCUGGUGUGGGAACAAUAUGGAUGGAUGAUGUUCAAUCUCCGUUGCAUUACGGCCCCACUGGAGAGAGAGAGAAAGUGUGGGUGAGCCGGGCAUCCAUUCUGGAAAUAGAGGAUAUACUGUUGCGGCCCCAUCAAAGAGAGAAGUGUGGGCGAGCCGUAGUGUAUCUGAACCACCGUAGGCGAAAGUCCCACGUUCCUCUUCGUUUCAUCUCGUCCCCUCCACCAGGAAAUAUCGUCCAAACUACCACACGGCGGGCCCGGGCCGUGUUUGGCGUCGUCCAUAACUCACUGAGUGUGUGUGCAGUGCCGUGGCAUAUACCUGGAAGAGGAAGAAAAGCCCAGUUUUGUGUCUCACUUACCUUUGCUUACAGCAUAUACCUGGAAGAGGAAGAAAAGCCCAGUUUUGUGCCUCACUUACCUUUGCUUACAGCAUAUACCUGGAAGAGGAAGAAAAGUCCAGUUUUGUGUGUCACUUACCUUCGCUACAGCACGUACCUACGGAGAGGAAAUGUUAGACUGGUAGCUGGAGAUAAUCUUUGUUCUGGACGAGUUGAGGUUUUAUAUAAUAAUCAAUGGGGAACCGUCUGUGAUUCUGGCUGGGAUUUAGCAGAAGCUGCAGUGGUGUGUAAUAGCAUGGGCUGUGGGACUCCGAUAGCAGCAACAACGAAGGCUUCCUUUGGGCAGGGUUCAGGACCCGUUUGGCUGGAUGAUGUAAGUUGUUCUGGGAAUGAGGCAACAGUAAAAACUUGUCUAUCAGAUGAAAUAGGAACAACCAGCUGUAGCCAUUCAAAAGAUGCUGGAGUCAUCUGUCGAGAUAUAAAGCUGGUGGGUGGUACGGGUCCAUGCAAUGGCAGACUUCAAGUUCUUUAUAAUAAUCACUGGGGUUCAGUUUGUCACACUGGCUGGGGUCUGCAAGCAGCUGCAGUUGUGUGUGAAGAGCUUAGCUGUGGUGGGGCUGAAAAGAGUCAACAGUACGGAACUGUCCAUUUACUGGAUGGGGUGCAAGCAGCAGUUGUGCGGACGGAUAUUACGCUGGGGUUGUUUGCAAUGCAUUUAUUUAACCUCAUCUAG